Oncorhynchus mykiss (rainbow trout) is the source of this 1965-nucleotide messenger RNA. It is a transcript of the gene tspan3a, whose product is annotated as tetraspanin 3a. The record is from RefSeq and is a predicted model, not a curated record. Lineage: Eukaryota; Metazoa; Chordata; Actinopteri; Salmoniformes; Salmonidae. Gene Ontology annotation, cellular component: plasma membrane.
AUGUUUGUAUUAUGAUACAAACACUGCUAGCACAGAUAGAACAACGAGUUAGUUAUAAAAAAUAUUUGCUGCUAAAAUGAGUUGAGGUUGCAACAUCGGGUCACAUGACCUCCAACUGGUUGGUUUUUGUGGUGCUGGCGCUCCGGUGUAUGGGAGUCAGAGAAUCUACUCCAGUCGGGCAUGGAUUACAAAGCCAGCCAUUUUGCAAAUACGUUUUUACCAUAAUAAUAGACAAUACCUGUUUUAAACAUGGGGCAGUGUGGUAUCACAUCAUCAAAGACGGUGCUGGUUUUUCUGAACUUAAUUUUUUGGGACGAAAGCCACUGCCUGCCCUGCAGUCUACCCCUUUGAACCUUUUAAAAUGCUACUUCUCAUACAAUACUAGCCUGGUAGCCACCAGACAGUGCACCACUAUCAAACAGGCAGCAGCAGGGAUUUUGUGCUAUGUUGGAGCCUACGUGUUCAUCACGUAUGAUGACUACGACCACUUCUUUGAAGAUGUGUACACCCUUAUCCCUGCUGUGACCAUAAUUGCAGUAGGAGGCCUCCUUUUCAUCAUCGGUCUUAUUGGAUGUUGUGCCACAAUACGAGAAAGCCGCUAUGGGCUUGCAGCGUUUGUCGUCCUUCUCCUGCUGGUGUUUGUGACGGAAGUGCUUGUGGUGGUUUUUGGUUAUAUUUACAGGUCAAAGGUUGAAGAUGAGGUCAAUCACUCCAUCCAGAAGGUGUACAAUGAGUACAAUGGCACCAACACAGAUGCUCCGAGCCGUGCCAUUGACUACGUGCAAAGACAGCUCCACUGUUGUGGGAUUCACAAUUACUCCGACUGGAGGAACACGCGCUGGUUUAAUGAGUCUCGAAACAACAGUAUACCAGUGAGCUGCUGCAAACCUAACGCCAGAAACUGUACAGGCUCUCUAGCCCAUCCUGGAGACCUCUAUCCAGAGGGUUGUGAAGCCCUUGUUGUGAAGAAACUAAAGGAGAUUAUUAUGUAUGUCAUCUGGGCAGCACUCACGUUCGCUGCAAUUCAGGUAUUUGGGAUGCUGUGUGCCUUUGUUGUGCUGUGCCGGAGGAGCCGUGACCCUGCCUAUGAACUUCUCAUGACGGGGGGAACCUACGCAUAAGAAGGACCCUACACUCUCACACCACACACACCUAGGCUCGUGGCUUUGUCAGUGGAGAGUGGUUCACUGGCUUGCCCAAGUUCAGGUAUCUACUGUAAGCUGAAAAGCUCCUCACAGUGGCUCAUACUCCACAAUGGUGAAGUGGUGAAAAACCUAUUUAUUUACAUGCUAUGUAAGUUGAUGUUUUGUUUUAGGUGUCUUAUUAAAAACGCUACAAGCCAAAUUCUAAAAUGGCUAUUUAAACACGUUUUUUGUUUGUUUAAUUUGUUGCUCUGACUACUUACCCCUUUGUUGUUUGAGGUAGACAAGGAUGUGAAUGAUGGACCUACUGUAUGGAAUAUGUGGACUGAAUACUUUCCUCAUGUCUGUUUGCACUGUGUAUGGCCUUGGAAUAUUUUAUAACUAUUUAAAUCUAUCAUGUAAAUAACUGAGUUGAAGAUUCCCUUGUAUGAGGUUGCCUUGUGCUACUGCUUUGUUUGUGUCCAGAUCUCACCCUUCACCAGCACCAUUCUGUUUCUGAUAAGCAGUAGAACUAUAGACCGUAGAUUAAUUACAGGCACUGGAUCGACCCACCAGGAAUGAGCAGUAACCAAAGUGCAGUCAAUUAACUGAUUUGCUUUGUAAGAAUGUGGGCAUUUGAUUCAGUGCAUAAAACAGGCUUAUUUAGGAAUAAUCCACAUGUACUGUUACUGAGCUUUUGUUGUACUUUGUGUGGAGUUGAGCACACUAUGUAGGCCUAGUUUUCAAAUAGAUUUUAGCCAUGUACAGAAACGUAAACCAGAGAUGAAUGUAAAUAGAAUGGGGUAAAACUAACAAGGAAAUAAACGGUAUAUUCCAUCCAGAA